Molecule: messenger RNA, 795 nt
Organism: Saxophila tyrrhenica
Lineage: Eukaryota; Fungi; Ascomycota; Dothideomycetes; Mycosphaerellales; Extremaceae
Exons: 2
Coding region: 1-795 (264 amino acids)
Source: RefSeq, a predicted model, not a curated record
AUGCCGAGUCGAAUCCAGGCAAUCAUCGCGUUGAGCGCGAUCACGCAGCUGCCAGAGAAUGCGGAUGAAGACUGUCCAAUCUGUGCAGAAGAGUACGAAGAUGCAGUCCAAUUACCAUCCAACGACGACGAUCGAGGGCCGACAGGAGACGAGCGGAUUCAGCUGGUGGCGCGGGCGUUCCAGCAUUCGGGCCUGAGUGGUGACCAGUACGAUGAGUAUAGCGAUGAUCUUGCGUUCGAGGUCACCACUAUCCAGAGAGCGGCAGGGGUUGCUUACACCUAUCUCGCAGCAGAUGCUCAUCCACCUCCGACUAGAGACGUGCUGAUUCAUAUGGGUCUCCUGGGACCGCACAUCAUUGCGAUGGCUAACCUGUUGAAGGGAUACGCUCGAGCCGCCGGAUGGCCGUAUAGCGGGUUCCAGAACCGGGACUGGAAGCUCAUCGUUCAACGCCUCAUCGAACUGCUCUUCCACGCGGAUGGCCAGACCAGAAGCGGAGAGGAUGUUGUACGCAUGGCAAGGGAGUACAGGGGCCGUAUCCGGGAGAGCCUGUCCCAGGAUCUAAUCGACAUUCACUCUGGUAGAUUCUUCGAGGCCAAUGCCCGAAUGGACUCGCCGUGUGGUGACUUGGAUGUCCUGCUGGAGUAUGUCGUGGCGCGGUGUGCUAACGACUUCCAGGACCGUCGGCAGCAAUGGGAGGACCUUGCGCAGGACCAGCAGGAGGCGUUGCAGCAGGAGAGUGGUGCCGUCGGAUAUGGCAUGAGAUGGCUGGGCCAGGCCUUCUUUGGCGGCGUAUGA